UUCGAUUAAGAGGGCACUACCGACAUAUCCAGAGAUAGACCGCCACAAGCGUCAACCAACCUCCAACAUGGCAUCAAAAACUGCAUCCGACCGCUUAACACAAGUGAGCAACCAUAUACACACCGCGCCAGCACGUCCCCAGCCGUCCCAAAUUCAAGAUGUCUACAUCAUCAGCGCAUCGCGGACCCCCACCGCGCGAUUCAAAGGCUCCCUCGCCAGUGUCCCGGCGCCCCAACUCGGCGCCCACGCUAUCAAAGACGCCGUUUCGAAGUCGAAGGUGCCCGCGUCGCGCAUCACAGAUGUUUACAUGGGCAACGUGAUGCAGGCCUCGAACGGGCAGGCACCCGCGCGCCAAGCAGCCAUAUUCGCCGGCCUGCCGACGGCAACGGAGGCGGUCACUAUUAACAAGGUUUGCGCCUCGGGACUGAAGGCUGUAGCGCUCGCUGCGCAGAACAUUCAACUCGGGCUGUCCCAGGCACAGGUUGCCGGUGGUAUGGAGAAUAUGUCGAGUGUGCCGUAUUAUCUGGCGCGGGAUGCGGCGGGCUCGACGGGCGAUUUGAAACUGCAGGAUGGGUUGAUCAAGGAUGGCUUGUGGGAUGUGUAUAAUCAGAUCCAUAUGGGGAGCUGUGCGGAUCUCACUGCGAAAAAGUUCAAUAUCUCCAGGGAGGCGCAGGAUGAGUAUGCGAUUCGCAGCUUCUUGAGGGCGCAGAAGGCCUGGGCCGAAGGAAAAUUCCAGGAUGAAAUUGUUCCGGUUACGGUGAAGAACCGGAAGGGGGAAACUGUGGUCAAGCGGGAUGAAGGUUUUGAGAAACUCGAUGAAAAGAAGGUGGCGACGCUGAAGCCGGCGUUCGUGAGGGAUGGCACCGGCACGGUCACCGCUGCCAACUCAUCCACUUUCAAUGAUGGCGCCAGUGCUUUGGUUUUGGGGGAUCGUGCAAUUGCCCAGCAGUACGGUCAAGAUAGUCGAGUUCUUUCGCGGAUCGUCAGUACGGCCGACGCGGCCCUGGACCCGGUUGAUUUUCCGAUUGCCCCCGCUAAAGCAGUUCGUGUCGCUCUAGAGAGAGCCGGUCUCAGGAAAGAAGACGUUGCUGUGUGGGAGUUUAACGAAGCCUUUGCUUCUGUUAUCAAGGCGAAUGAGCAGAUUCUCGGCCUUGAAGGCGCAAAUGUGAAUCCGCUUGGAGGCGCCAUCUCGUUGGGCCAUGCUCUGGGAAGUUCCGGGUCGAGGAUACUUACUACAUUGGUGCAUCAGCUGAAGGUCGGGGAAUACGGCGUUGCGGCGGUUUGCAACGGCGGUGGUGCAGCGACUGCUGUCGUUGUUCAGCGAGUUGCGUCUGUGUAA
Messenger RNA from Aspergillus candidus, 1339 nucleotides. RefSeq names its product thiolase family protein. Bases 68 to 1339 code for a protein of 423 amino acids. Gene Ontology annotation, biological process: fatty acid beta-oxidation. Gene Ontology annotation, molecular function: acetyl-CoA C-acetyltransferase activity. The transcript is spliced from 2 exons. The record is from RefSeq and is a predicted model, not a curated record. NCBI's taxonomy places the organism in Eukaryota, Fungi, Ascomycota, Eurotiomycetes, Eurotiales, Aspergillaceae.